UUUAUUGACAGCUGAUGUCAAAAAGAGGGUUAUAAACAAAAACGAUAUGUAAUGUAAUAAAAUAAAUUUAUUUAAUAAAACUGUUGAAACAUAUUAAUAAAAUGUCUCAACGUUCUUCACAUUCAUUAUCAAAAUCUCGUGAAUCUCAAUCUCAAGAAAGAUGGAGUCACGAUAAAUAUUCAAAACAUAAUAGUGGUGGUUACAGUCGUCAUGAAAGGGAGGAAAGUCGACAUCGUGGAAAAAAUCAUAAUCGUCAACCCCAAGAAGAUGUUAUGGAUGCACGUCGUCAAGAAAGAGAACGUAUUGGUUUAAUUGGCGUUCCACAAAUUUGGGAAAAAUCACCAGCUAAAGAAACAUCCGAAGAUGAAUUAUUCGAAGAUAUAAAAAAGAAAAUCGAAGCACAACACAAAAAGGAUCGUAAACGCAAGAAAAAAGAUAAAAAGGAGAAGAAAAAGAGCAAAAAACACAAAAAAGAUAAGAAAUCGUCAAAGAAAUCAAAGAAAAAAAAGAAGAAAGUUAGUGAUUCUGAUGAUUCGUCUUCAUCAUCUGAAGAAGAAACAUGGGUUGAGAAAACAGAAAAGACUGUUAGUCUUAAGAAAAAAGUGGAUAAUUCAAGUUCUAGUGAUAGUGACGAUGAAGUUGUUGGACCUGAACAGAAAGCUCAUGCAACAUUAACGCCCAAAGAUUAUGGUAAAGCUUUAUUGCCUGGUGAAGGUGCCGCUAUGGCAGCAUAUGUAGCCGAGGGUAAACGUAUUCCACGGCGUGGUGAAAUUGGUUUAACAUCUGAUGAAAUCGCAUCUUAUGAAUCUGUUGGUUACGUUAUGAGUGGAAGCAGACAUCGUCGUAUGGAAGCUGUGCGUUUACGUAAAGAAAAUCAAAUUUAUUCAGCGGAUGAAAAACGUGCGUUGGCAAUGUUCAGUAAAGAAGAACGUCAAAAACGUGAAAAUCUUAUAUUGGGACAAUUCCGUGAAAUGGUUAAUUCAAAAUUAGCUGAUAAAAAUAAAUAAGUUUAAUAUCAGACAAAAACGAUAAGUUAUUUUAAACCCCCAAUAUAAAAGCAGACUGUCACCAUUUUGUGAACCCUUCGAUUGUGACAUUGUUGCAGGUUGUUUCAAAAUGAAGUAACUAAUUCGAAGGCGGCUAUUUAUUUAUAUAUUUGACAGUCAUCUUCAGAGUACAAAAUGCAUGAAACAGAUCUCUCAUUUCAUAGAACUAAGGCCAGGCGUAGUAUUUUAGUCAUUUCAGAGCGGCUGCAAAUUUAAGCGAAUGUUGCUUAAAGGUCGUGUCUUCCUCUACGAAAUUUAAAUGGCAUUAAAACUAACAUCUCGCUUAGUAUCUGAAAUAACUAUCAAUUUCUACGCGUGGCCCCAGACCCAAAGAAAGCUAAUUUGUAAUUUUGAAAAAAUUUUAAAUUGCGAUUCGGUGUUGUUACGGACAGAAUGUCUAAAAACUACUCGAAUAAAAAAAUUCCAAAUCUUUUGGUAUUUUCAGUCGAUUAAUUUUUUGACCUUUCAUAUGAAAAAAGGGGCCCGCCAUUUAGAGAACAUUUUUCCCAAUUAGGGUUGCCACCCCUCUACAUUUGAUCGGGAGACUUCCAGAAUUGUUUAAUCUCUCCCGGCAUCAAUAUAAAUUCUCCAGAGUUCAGAAAAAAAAUUUUGAUAGUUUCAUAUUCAGGUAAAUUCAACAAUUCUGAGUAGCUUUUAUAUCGAACAAUAUUAUAAUCCGGUGGUAUGAUUAGAUUAAUUCCCCGAUUCUUGGAUUAUUAUCUACCGACUUCCCGCAAUUUUUAAGUGGCAAUCCUAUGUCCAGACGUUUUUGUGUCGUGGCACGCGCAUUUUAAAAAUUUUUGUAAGGUAAUAAAUAAAUAC
Messenger RNA from Chrysoperla carnea, 1868 nucleotides. Its product is annotated as NKAP family protein CG6066. The record is from RefSeq and is a predicted model, not a curated record. The coding region runs from base 102 to 1007 and encodes 301 amino acids. The transcript is spliced from 3 exons. Gene Ontology annotation, biological process: regulation of gene expression. Gene Ontology annotation, molecular function: chromatin binding. Gene Ontology annotation, cellular component: nucleus. NCBI's taxonomy places the organism in Eukaryota, Metazoa, Arthropoda, Insecta, Neuroptera, Chrysopidae.